AUGUCGAGUGGUAGUGGAGAUCAUGAGGAAGAAGGGUAUGUCGUUAAGGUGCGUGGACUGCCAUGGUCUACCACUGUAGAUGAGAUUAUGAAAUUCUUUGGCGAUUGUUCGAUCUCAAAUGGCAAGAACGGAGUUCAUAUGACUACGUCCCGCGAGGGACGCCCUAGCGGCGAAGCCUAUGUGGAAAUGGAUACUCCAGAAGAUAUUGAGAAGGCUUGCAAAAGAGACAGAGAUCACAUGGGCCACCGUUAUAUCGAAGUUUUUAAAGCAAAACGCGGCGAAAUGGAAUGGGUCGUGAAGAGGAGCGGUCUUAAUUUGGAGAAUGCGAUGGACGAUGGUUGCGUGAGAUUGCGCGGCCUGCCGUUUGGUUGUUCAAAAGAGGAAAUUGCACAAUUCUUCUCAGGGUUGGAGAUUCUUCCGAACGGGAUAUCACUACCGACAGACUACACGGGCCGCAGUACUGGGGAGGCUUACGUUCAAUUUGUUAACAAAGAUGUUGCGGAGCGCGCUCUGCAGAAACACAAGGAAAAGAUAGGACACAGAUAUAUCGAGAUCUUCCGAAGCAGCUUAUCCGAGGUACGCGCUAGUAUCGGGCCGAAAAUGCGCGGUGGUCCGAUGGGCGGCUUCAAUCAGAGGCCCGCGCCGUACACUCGUGGUGACCGCUUCGGUGGGAUGAAUCGUUUUAGCAACAAUGGCAGAGGAUCCAGAAAUAGAGGUGAUUCCUUUCAUCUAUCGAAGUACGAAGACAAUCGUGCAGGACAAUACCGUAAUAGAGACUUAAUAUACAAUUCACGUACUAAUUCAUUACACUUUGAUAACGGUCCAUGGGGAAGUGGGAACAAUUACGGAUCUCGUGGUGGCAAUAUGGGAAUGCGUGGCAGCAUGGACAUGAAGGGUGGCAAUUACAGAGGCAACAAUGACUCCUGGGGCGGUAAUUCCGGCGUGUAUAGUAUCCAUAUGCGAGGACUGCCGUUCAAAGCGACAGAACAAGACAUAGCUGAUUUCUUCAGACCAAUCGAGCCGGUAAACGUUCGCAUUAUUCUUGAGAAUGGUGGUCGUCCAUCUGGAGAAGCUGACGUAGAAUUCGCGACUCAUGAAGAAGCUUUGAAAGCAAUGUGCAAGGAUAAAAGCCACAUGUCGCAUAGAUAUAUUGAACUAUUCAUGAACUCAUCCGGCGGAUCAAGUAACAUGUCACUAAGUGGCAUUGGCAAUUUCUGUGGAGGCUUAAGUAACAACUUCAGGCCAGGAUACUCGCCAAACAACAGAACUUUCAACUCGCAGUUGGGCGGCAGCAAUUAUAAUAGUUUUUGAGACCGGGCAAUGCGUUUCUAACGCUAAAUAUUCAAAAGAAUCAAAGUGAUCGGUGAAAAAAAAACGCACUAAUCUUCUAAAUCACGUUGAUGCAAUAUGAAUAGAUUUUAUUUUAUUUUCUUUUUUUUUUCGUAUAGUCUUGAAUUAUAUGUUAAUCGUAAGCCAAAUCAGUAGUGUAUAAGUACUCUUGCUUAUUCUUUUAUAACAUAAAGUAUGUUAUAAACAUAUACAAAGUAUGUAAUUUACGUAGACAUGUAAUUUAAUUUUUGCUAUGAGCAAGUCUAAAGGUGGAAAGACAAUUUCCCCUUAUCUUUGAUAACUUAAUUUUUUUUUUCCCGUUUAAACUGAGCAUAAUGUCAACAGACAAUCGUACGUCGUCGAAAUAAAAUGCAAGGCAAAAAUUUCUUGGGGAAUAUAUUAUUGGAAAAGAGUGUAGCUUUAGGAGUUUGAUUUAGCCAUACAAUUAGAUUAAACGCGAUAAAGGUAUUUCUUGAUUUUAGUGGCGACGUAUAUGAUAUUUUCUAAUGUAAUGUCAAAUAUUAGAAUUAUAAUUUUAUAUAUGAUAUAUAUAAACUUGUUACUUAUCGUAAUAGCUUUGAUGCAGGCUUAAAUAUGAUAAUCGUCAAUAUGUGUCGAGACGUAGCGACGAGCUGUAAAGCGCAAAAUAUACGAUUAUAAUCGAACUAACUAUGGUUCGCGAUUACACCUCAAUAAAUUCAUCGUAUUGUCUUAUGUAUUGUAACAUGCGGGAUCCUAUCCUCAGAUAGCCGCUCACAUUCAUCUUUCACCACAACGCGAUAAUGUACUAUAUGACGUAUUGUAUAAUCUUGGAAUAAGAAUUAUAAUUUCCAUUGACAUUUAUAGAUGUUACGAAACUAUAUGAGGAGACGCCGCAGCUCUCUUCGAAUCUGUAUGGCUGCAUGCGGAUGUACGGCUGCAAGUGUCAAUAUUAUGUAUAUCUUAACGCAGAUUUGAUUUCGGUUUAUAUUAUCGCACAUGUUUGAAUAAAAAAAAAUGUGAAACAAUGAGGAGAAAGUACGUAAAAUGCGUAAUUCCUUAGACAGAAAUAAUAUGAAUGUGAAUAAGUUAGACUUGUUAUCUCAAUCGAAUGUUCGGCUUUGAACAGAUUUACGCUGACCGAGUAAAUCUAACUUGUUUA
This is a messenger RNA of Mycetomoellerius zeteki, 2470 nucleotides long. It is a transcript of the gene glo, whose product is annotated as heterogeneous nuclear ribonucleoprotein glorund. The record is from RefSeq and is a predicted model, not a curated record. Lineage: Eukaryota; Metazoa; Arthropoda; Insecta; Hymenoptera; Formicidae. The coding region runs from base 1 to 1311 and encodes 436 amino acids. Gene Ontology annotation, molecular function: RNA binding. The transcript has 8 exons.